AUGGAGGCAUUAGUAGCAUGUUAUGGUGAUGGUUCUGAUUCUGAUUCAGAUUCAGACUCUGAAUCUUGUUCCCAUUCAAAUCCAACUUUAGGUUACUCAGAAGGACGUGCGCCGUUGCCACCCCGAGCAACCGAAGUAUGUGUCCAGCCCUUGCCUCCACCUCCAAUUGAGCUCCUUCAUCCUCCAAAUUUUCUCGGGCCUCAAGAUAUGCAGAUACAUCAGACAAAUAAAAUUAGGAGCUUCCCUCAUGUUGAUGGUAACUAUGCCUUACAUGUAUAUAUACCAAUUAAUAUUUCAUCUCCAUCGAAAAAAGAACUAGCUGCAUUCUUGAAGAAAAUCUCAUCUCAGGAACCAAGUCUUCAUGUUGUUGAUGUUGAUGUCCCACUUAACAUCCUCUGCAAAAAUGAUGAGAAACUCGAACAAGUUGCAUUAGGAAGAGAGUUCCACAUAAGUUUGGGAAGAACUGUUCCAAUACGGGUACAUCAGAUUGACUCGGUGGUCUCAAUGUUAAGACAGAAGCUUCAAACUCAACAAAACAGUUAUUGGAUUGACUUUCACAACUGGGAGGUUUUUGUUAAUGAUGAUCGCACACGCACCUUCCUUUCAGUAGAAGUUGUUCACAGUGGGCUUGUAGAGAUACAUAAGCAAAUUGAAGCAGUCAAUACAAUUUACAAGCUUCACAAUCUUCCUGAAUUUUACGAGGAUCCGCGUCCUCACAUAUCCUUAGCAUGGUCACUGGGCGACACCUCCGUUUCCCUAAAGAAAGUUGUGGGUGAGGAAAUGAAGAAAUGUGUUGGAAAACCUUUGAAGAAGUGUAUUUUUACAUGUAAAUUCAAAGGCAUCGAGUGUAAGAUUGGUAAUAAAACAUACACAAUAUGUAAAGAUUCAGAUAGAUGA
Vicia faba (fava bean) is the source of this 897-nucleotide messenger RNA. Lineage: Eukaryota; Viridiplantae; Streptophyta; Magnoliopsida; Fabales; Fabaceae. The record is from the annotation of a GenBank genome assembly.